Messenger RNA from Seriola aureovittata, 7626 nucleotides. It is a transcript of the gene lurap1, whose product is annotated as leucine rich adaptor protein 1. Lineage: Eukaryota; Metazoa; Chordata; Actinopteri; Carangiformes; Carangidae. The record is from RefSeq and is a predicted model, not a curated record. The transcript is spliced from 2 exons. Bases 366 to 1475 code for a protein of 369 amino acids. Gene Ontology annotation, biological process: positive regulation of canonical NF-kappaB signal transduction; positive regulation of cytokine production.
UUUACCGCUGUAGAGGAACCAAACAACAAGCCACGUGAAAUAAUCAGCAAAUUAGAAGAUUUUUUUUCCUGUUUUCACUUGAUGCUCACCAGUUUGUUUAGGUAGAGUCAUUUUGACAGAGGAUGGUGAUACAGCUAAGAUAAAAGCCAUUGAUGUUUAUCUGCUGGAAUAACCGCACGCUGUGUUGAUGCUGUCAGACUGUUUUCUUUCUCCUGGCGCAGUCCAACUCAGCUGGAGUCGCAUAGGAUGCCAUACAAUCCUAUAGGAAGUGACUGUGGUAGCUUGACAGGCAACAAUUUCCAAGAGACGAAGCGGACGUAAUCUCUGCCCUGCGGAUCUUUUCGUUUGAAACCCAGGGGCAAACGAUGGAGGAAGGCAGUGCCAGCGAGGCCAUCCCAGAUCUGAAAGACAUAGAGAUGAAAAUCGGCCGGAAGACCCCCGAGGGUUUGCUCAGGUGGAUGCGGGAAGACGCGUCCUCUCUCCGGGGAGACGCCAAGCUGACCACCGCGCACGACACCAGUAAGGAGACGGGGAAGAAGAGUUUGGAUGAAAAGAUCAGAAAACUGAAGAUGGAGAUGGCCCACUUGCGCUCAGUGGAUGUGAAGAUCUUGCAGCAGUUGCUGGCAGUCCAUGAAGGUAUUGAGGCGGUGAAAUGGCUGCUGGAGGAGCGCAGCACGCUGACCAGCCGGUGCAGCAGCCUCACUAGCAGCCAGUACAGCCUGGGAGAGGGCCCCGACACCUCCUGGAGAGGCUCCUGGAGCAGCCUGCAGGACCCCAAUGACAAGCUGGAUAACAUCUCCAUCGGCAGCUACCUUGACACCCUGGCGGAUGACAUGGAUGAAUACUGCCCCUCCAGCUCAGAGUCGGUCAUCUGCACCUCCACACCACUGGUUUCAGAUGCUAUUGCUGGGGGCCGGACUGGGGGAGGCCCCGGGGCCACAGUAGCUGGGACAGGAGCUGGGUUAGGGAUGAGGUCUUGUACUGGGGCUGGGAGUGGGAUUCGGGCUGGGGCAAAUGAGAAUGGAGUUGGGGCUGGAAAUGGGAUGGAGGUGAAAGGUGGACCAGUGACUGUGGUUACCAGUGCUGUCAUUGCGACUGCGAUAAGUGGGACUGCAACUGAGAAGCCAGCUGUUCCUGUCAGCUCUCCCCAAGCCAAGUCUGAGGGCCCAAAACAAGAUGCUCCGGUGUGGAGCAAGGCUGCAGAGACCGGCAAGGGAAGCCCUGUUUCUAAGAACAAUGUCCAGGCACAAUCCAUGAAGGUUAACGGCGUUCUGGAAAAACCAGCCACACAAACAGGCGGCCCGACCCGCCCCAGCCUCACUGAGAAACUGGGAACCGGCCAGAGCCCCAAACUCAAACCUUACAAAAACGGAAAAAUAGAGUUGGACACUUGCAAAAUGAAUGGCAAAAUGCAUCUGGAGUACGACGCGCACUGGCGGUGGGUGCAGUCGCAAGAAGAUGUGACGUUUUUGUAAGAAGGAUAAUAAAAGAAGAGACUAAAUCCACUAUUGACCACUCCCUCUGUAACAUCAAAAACCAGAUGAGUGAAGGUUGGAGGAAGAGUGAACUGCUGUUGUGAAAUGCACAUAGUGAGGCUUUCUUCUUUGAAAGACACUGGGUUUAAAAGACAAAGAAUAACUUUAUUGUUCUGUUGUUCCCUCCUGUGACUGCACUAACUUUCUAUAAAACAUUGAUGUCAGUAAUAAGAUCGAUGCACAUUACAGGAUUUUGACCAUACUUAGCCAAACUGGGCUGCCUCACACAAACUUAGGAAAAUUUAAAAAUCCUGUGUCAUAGUUUUCUCAGGAUCUUUCUUGGCAUUCCCUGAUUUUAUUUUAUUUCAUUUUACUUUAUUCUAUUUUAUUUUUACCUACAAAUAAAGCACAGUGAGAUGAUCUGCUGGAGAGCUGAAACAUGAUUUCAGAUUGACAUGUGGUAUACAGUAUCAACUAAUGAUGAAUUUAGAGAUUUAAAAUAUAAUUUGACUUUCUACUAUUCACCCAGAAAAAUAAUUUCCACAAAGUACAAUACUAUAUAUUUAUUCUGAGCCCGUAAAAGAAAGACUGCUUUUCAAUUAUUUUAUACUGUACGUCCUGUUGAACAUUUUGUGUAUCCUUUACAACAGUGGUUCUCAGCCGUGUUGUUGUGUGAGCCCUUAAAAUGAAACAAAUGUGGCCUCUCUUCACAGGUUAUGGCCUUAUUGUGGUCAUGAGCUGAAAGCAGUUCAACCAGAGCAUGAAUUUUCCUCCCUGGAUUUUUAUUUAUUUAUUUGAAGGCAUUUAAAAGAAGGAAAAUGGUGAAAUUCAUGGAAACUACCUAGGAUUUCACUAUAAAAAAAAAAAAGCUAAAAAUUGACAAAAAACAAAUAAAAAAAAAUUUCUUUCAUAUUUCUUCAUUUUUCUUGGGACCCUUUGGGGAGGUCCUGAACCCUAGGUUGGGAACCACUGCUCUACAAUGAUCACUACUUAGCACUGAGAGCCUCCUGUACUACAUUUAAGGUAGUAGUAAUAGUAUAAAACCAAAGUUCCCCCUUAUCAACCUCUUAUUCAAGUCAUAAAUUAAAUUUAUUGUAUAGACCCUUACUUUUGGACAGCACUUCCAAUAAUUAUAGAUAGUAUGACUUGUUAAAGUAUUAACAAAAUGUUAAAUAUAAGUGUUAUGAUUAAAUCUGUAAGCGUGUUUCUCCCCAAACACUUCCUUUUAACAAUAGUAGAUGAUUUGAACGACAAGGGACAGAGCGCUGAGGUUAGUAAAUGUUUCCCUCAUUGAGAAAUAAUGUACCCACUGUUAGCAUUUGUGUCUUUGUGGAGCUAAUAACGUCAGUGAUUAACCAACCAUCUGCAAUAUUAUAUAUUCACUGAAUCACAGUACAGCUACUCUGUGCAUCAGGUACUAGUCGUGACUGGUUGUAGACAAAUCCUGAAUAUGGCUGAAUAUUUUCGUUUUAACGUCAUGGUAAUCUGUGUUAGUUUUUAAAAGCAGAUGUUGUGCCUGAUUGGUGUAAACCUUGACUACAUAUGCCUGUACUUCCCCUCCUGAGAUGACUGCACUGUUGUUAUGAUAAUCUGGGGUUUUUGACUGAUUUUAACUUUAUUAUAUUUGCCUCCUCCUGGCCACUGCUUGCGUGUACAAAUGGCUAGACCGACAGCAGUCUGUGUGCUCUUGGAGUGUCGAGUGGUAAUUGUGUUAUGUUGGCUGGGUGGAUAUUGCAUGCCCUGUGCUGAGAGCUUUAUUGGUCGAAUUGUGAGAAAUGUGUGGAAGACCCAACACAAUCAGUGAAGAAAAGCAAUAUUUUUUGAGGCCUUUCUACUGGCUUACAUAAGCAGCCUCUUCUCAGCAAAUGAAAAUGAAAAUUGUCUGUUCUUCAGGAGUUCGAAAGACUACUGACAGGGAGAGGAUGAGUGUAUUUGUGUGUGCUGACUGCCUGCCUGAGCACAGCUGGCCUGUCAGGUUUGGAUAAGAAUAGACGAGUCCCAAAGGUUUUCAUGUGUUUUCAGCUCAUUUGUCACAGUGUUACUACACCUCCUACCAGUCAGCAGUUUGUCAUGUUAAUGCUGCAGGGGUUGUGCAACACAUUUGAUAAAUAAAAUGGAGGACAUAUUACAUAAUCAGUGUUCAAGUGUUUAUGCUACCUUGUCAAAAAAAGAAGCUCCUUCUAAAAAGCUUGGCUAUCUUAUGACCCUCUGAAAGUUGACAUUUAAAGUCAGCUUCAUUCUUCCAUUGUACAGUAUCAUUAUGCUCCUCUGUACAACUCUUUCACUUGAGCUUUGUCCUUUACUGUUGAGAAUUGUUUGAAACUUUCAGAGUCAGUCACAGUCAACACAGAAGCAGGUUUCUUAUUUCUAGCUGAUGACCGUGGAUUUUGCCUGGCAGAUAUUAUCAGCUAAUAGCUAGCUACCAAAUUAAGUUAUCGUUAGGUCCUAAAAUUAGACUUGUUUUUGUCCUUAUAUACUUAGUCAGUAAAAACUAUGUUCACUUUUAACAUUACCAGACAAAAUGCUUUGAGGAUGAGGACAAACUUAGGUAUUUGGCAAAUGUAAUGCUAACUUGGAUAAAGUUGCCUUCAGUUGCUUGAAGGUAAUAUCAAGUAAAAAGCAGGACAGAGCUCCUUAAAAACCCUCCAGGCCUUUACACUGCAUGGUUAACACACUAGUUGGGAAGACAGCUUUUUUACAUAACCUGUAGCCUCACAAACUAAUUGAACAAUAAGCUAACUCUUUGUCUUUGGAGUAGCUUAACUACUUUGGUUACUAAGCUAGUUAGACAUACUAAAGAUUGAGUUUACGUUAAAAUAAGAAAUGGAUUGCUUUCUCAGCUUUGACACAGACCUGUGUACACUGUUUCAACAUGUGGAUAAAUCCAACGCUCGACCUGCUAUUUCUGGUUCAGGGAUUUGGAGAGCAGUCAAUGGGUCUACCUUUUUCUCUCCAUGUAAAAAGUGAAUUACUUGUCAACUGCUUACUGCUUUCAUUAAUAUAUAAUGCGUCUUAGAGUCAACUUCGCUAGUUCACUUUAAUUCACUUUCUGCUGGAUCUCUCUGUACAGAAAUAUUAUCUCUACAGGCAGCUACAGAAAGAUGUUAAACUCAGCAUCUCCAUUUGUUUGAGCCACUGAAGUGUUUCCUCUCUUCUCCUCCUCCUGCUUCUCUUUUCAUCCGACUUUCCACCACCACACUGGCUUGAUGGAAAUGUUCAGUCUGUGCCAACACACACAUCAUGCACACACAAUGCCCUCUCACUGGAGACAGCACCAUAAAACCGGCACCGCAGAAACAGGCCUGUCCUGGAGACAGGCAAGGAAAACUGAGCUAAAACUGGACCUUGAACUCUUGGACGAGUUGGAAUCUUUUCCCUCUCUACAUACAAACAGAGCAUCUACCAUUCUCUGGAUGAGUAUUUCAGCCAUGGUAUAUCAUCCAGCCACAGUACAGACAUGAAGUCAUUUGAAGCCCCCUUCCCCUUUUAACAUAUGUGUUGGCUGUAAAGCAAUAUUGCAUGCCAAAGAGACUGUCUGUUCUGCUAGUUUGUGGUUUUCUUUCCAAAUUAGCUGAGCCAUAUGAAGAAAAAAAAAAAACAGUUUAGUGCAGGGAACAAAACCUGUAAAACACAUUACAUCAACUAUAGUGUGUCUUUCUGAAGAUAUACUGUAACCCAUGAUGGUUUAAUGUGUUUUCACUGAGCACGUCCAGUCUAAAACUGGAAUAUCAACAUUGUUUUUAACUGCUCUUUGGCAAAGAUUUAAAGAUUGCUGACAGUCUGUGUGCCAGGAGGAAUUGCUUGCAGCCUGAUUGUUUUUGAAAGAGAGGGAUGAUAAUUGCAGUGUGCAUGAGCAAAAAUGGAAGUGUUACUAACUGGCAAGCUUGUGGGAAAUACCUUUUUGUCAAAGCUGAAAUAAAUGUCUCUCCUCACUUUCCAGAAUUUUUAUAAGGAGUGAAGAUGGACACAAGUCAAAAAUCCCUCUGUUCUAUCCUUUUGUGAUGUCCACAAUUCGUAAGAUGCCCAGGGCUUGAUGUGUUUGCCUUGGCUUCAGGUGCCAGGCACCCUCCAGCUAUUCUGGGCACAAGACAAACAGCAUGAUUACAUAGACGAGUGGAUAUCCACACGGUUGUCAUGACAAUGAGACCGACCAGGUUUCGGCUCUAGUGGCUGCAUAAGACAGUGUUCACUGCAGCAGCAGUGCAACAGCACUGUUUGGAUAAUGGCAGGUGAGAUAGAACAGAUGACAUGACUGCUGCCUCUUGAUGAAUAUUGACAGUUAAUGUGAUGAUUAACACCUUCCUGGAUUUUCAGAUACAUUUUUCCAAUAAGGCACCCUUUAUAAAGAGCUUGAAAGUAAUGGCUUUAUUCAUGGUUAAUAUUUUAAUUUACUGAUGCUUUAUAGGAUCAGUUAUAAACUACUAAUAAGGACACAUUUUGUGUUAUCAGGUUGUGAAAAAUCCCUUUGAUUGGUUAGAUUAUUUGACCACUUAUUAAAUAAAUACUGCAGAUGAUAUGGUCCAAAAUCAAUUUAUUAAUAAUUAACACUUUUAACUUGAAUUAAUGACUUAACAUUUAUAUCUGAAGACUCAAUGAUUACAUCCUUUAAUCAAUUACAUGUUAACAUACACUUGGGAGACUUGUGGGCUAAUUAGAAAGUGAGGAACCCAUGAACACUGACUGAUAGAUUACAUACAUUUAACUGCAUUAUAACCAGAGAGGGUAAACACCAACCAAUGUAAUUUUGCACAAUUUUUGCAAUCCCCAAAUUUGUUCUUAUUAAUGCUUAUAAUUGAGCUGUGAAGCAUUAGUAAAUUAACCAUUAACCACCAGGAAGAAAAAAAGUCAUAAAGGCUGACUUAGGGAAAGUGACUGAAUCUGACUGCUGCAAAAAGCACUAAUCUCUAUCUCUUGAAAAUGUUUAAAAAUAUUUCGUUAAAGACUUUUAAUCUCAGGCUCUGACUGUAUUUGUGACUAACAAUAGGUUUUGUCCAAAGCUAAACAAGAUAUGUUCAAAAAUAGUGAUUUCUCCCUCUCAGGUGGCUCACAACAAUGUUAAACAUAGUUUAAAGUUCCAGUUUUGUUACAUUAGGAAUCCUCUGUACCUGUCAAACAGUCAGUUUUGGCUUGAAAUGAUUUACUCUUUGUAAUGUAACUAAAUGAAAAAAAAAUUGUGUUUGAAAAGUCCUUAAGACAUAGAAACCAGAAGCCACCCAGUUAAAAACAAGCCAAACAUUCAGUGUCAACUUCAGGUGAUGAUUAUGUUCCUUUUUUGAUUGUAGGAAUUUAGCUGGUCUUUCAUUUUCACUGCAGCACACUAAACCACUGUGCAUGAAGUCAUUGCCGAUACCAGCUUUGCUUCCUUUUUGUCACACUCCCCACUGCUCUGUUCAGUAUUCAUACACAGCACAGUCACCCUCUCUGUUAAGCCACCUGAAAAGCUGUCAAGAGCUCUCUGCAAGUUUUGGCCAUUUUUGAGAAGCUAAAAGACAGACUGUUUGUGUCUCCCUGGAGGCAGAGCAGAGGAAGAAACAGUGAGCUGAGCAGUACAGCACCACAGCAUAUGGCUAAAAGGAAGCUCCCACUCCCGGUGUCCUACUGUUUUCUUCCUUCCUCUUAUAUGUACACAAACACACACAAGCACAAUUUAGCCCAGAACUGACGAGGGUCUCUAGGUACCUGACAGCUACUCAAAGAAAGCCAUUAAGCACUUCCUUUCCUUGAAUCUUAUUUACUUACUUUAUCCCUGUGUGUGUGUUUUGUUCACAUCCCAAACUGCUCAAAGAGAUGGACGUGAACUGAAAUAAACCCCACUGAGUGCACGCUGGGCUCUGAACAGGGUCCAGAACUUAACUUAGGCAACACAAAGCGAGGAUUGGAAGAUUAAAAAGCCACUGAGACCGACUGCAGUACACUGGAUCAGUCGAAUCGAUAUCUUGCUUGAGUGAGUGGAACUAUUUUUAUUUUCAUGGUACGAUGCAUUUCUAUUAUUUUGCUAUGCAAUGUGUCCAUGAGAAAAAUUUUAUUUUUUCCUUUGUGAAGUGGAAACGUUCAACAAAUACCUGGUUCAUGUUCAUUGAUGUGGAGAAAAAUAUUAUGCAGUAUGUAAAUUAUAUAAGCUUAUCCAAUGAUUAAAGAUAUUUUAAAUGUU